GCGGAUUCGAUUCUGUAGCGUGAAUACACCGAGAGACGAGGGAAGACACCGGCACGACUGUCUAAAAAGCGGAUUUUCUCUUAACCUACAGUGUAAUAUUACCAGCAUUAUUGUCGGAAGUCACUCUGUUUAGCCUGUCGGGUUUGAAAUGUUACAAUUUAGGUUCUCGAGGGCGUUAAAGGAGUUUUGCAAACCCAAUCUAACGCGCCUUUGGAAAGCUAGUAAGGUUACAGAUAAUAACGUUACAGCCGCCACCGCCGCCGGAGGAUGCGCUUCUUCAUAUAGACGCUCCCUGUGCACGCAGACAGAUGCGGCCAACGAGAAGAGAAGGAAGGCAGGCAUUUUGCCCAGCCUGGAAGAUCUGCUGUUUUACACCAUUGCAGAAGGCCAGGAGAAAAUUCCAGCUCACAAAUUUACCACGGCGCUGAAAGCCACAGGUCUGCGUACCGGAGACCCCCGUCUUAAGGAGUGUAUGGAGAUGUUAAAGGUCACCCUGAAGACCACAUCAGAUGGUGCUCUGGAUCGACAUCUCUUCAAAAAGUGUGUGCAAAGCAAUAUCGUGUUGCUAACGCAGGCUUUCCGGAAAAAGUUUGUUAUUCCCGACUUUCAGUCAUUUACCUCUCACAUCGAUCAGAUUUAUGAGAGCGCUAAAUCACUGUCGGGUGGCCAGGUGGCAGAUUACAUUCCACAGCUAGCGAAAUUUAGCCCUAAUCUCUGGGCCGUUGCUCUGUGCACUGUAGAUGGCCAGCGAUACACUGCGGGUGACACGAAAGUUCCAUUUUGUCUGCAGUCAUGUGUGAAACCUUUAAAGUACGCAGUUGCUGUUCACGAUCACGGCACUGAAUACGUGCACCGCUUUAUAGGGAAGGAACCCAGCGGUCUUCGUUUUAACAAACUCUUUCUUGACGAGGAUGAUAAACCUCACAAUCCCAUGGUAAACGCUGGCGCCAUAGUUUGCACCUCCCUCCUCAAGCAAGGUGUAAGCACUGCUGAGAAGUUUGACUAUGUGAUGAACUUUAUGAAGAAGUUGGCAGGAAAUGAAUAUGUUGGUUUCAGCAAUGCUACGUUUCAGUCAGAGAGACUGUCAGGUGACAGAAACUUUGCCAUUGGUUAUUACUUGAAGGAAAAGAAGUGUUUCCCAGAGGGUACAGAUAUGAUCUCCAUCCUGGACCUUUACUUCCAGCUGUGCUCCAUUGAGGUAACCUGCGAAAGUGCCAGUGUGAUGGCAGCCACCCUGGCGAACGGUGGCUUCUGUCCAAUCACGGGCGAGCGUGUGCUGAACCCCGAGGCUGUACGAAACACUCUGAGUCUCAUGCACUCCUGCGGCAUGUACGACUUUUCUGGGCAGUUCGCCUUCCAUGUUGGUCUCCCGGCUAAAUCAGGUGUUUCCGGAGGCAUCCUGCUGGUGGUGCCCAAUGUGAUGGGCAUUAUGUGUUGGUCUCCUCCUCUUGACAAACUGGGCAACAGCGUGCGAGGAAUCCAGUUUUGCACGGAUCUGGUCCAGCUCUGUAAUUUCCACAACUAUGAUAAUUUACGCCACUUUGCCAAGAAACUGGAUCCACGCCGAGAGGGCGGAGACCAGCGGGUCAAGUCAGUUAUCAACCUGCUGUUUGCGGCCUACACAGGAGACGUGUCAGCUCUGAGAAGGUUUGCGCUAUCGUCAAUGGAUAUGGAGCAGAGAGAUUAUGACUCUCGGACGGCCCUUCAUGUAGCUGCUGCUGAAGGUCACACUGAGGUUGUGCGUUUUCUCCUAGAGGCUUGUAAGGUGAACCCAGUGCCCAGAGACAGGUGGGGUAACACUCCCAUGGACGAGGCCAUUCAUUUCGGCCAUCAUGACGUCGUAACGAUCCUGCAGGACUAUCACAAUGCUUACAGCCCUAAGGAGACCACUGCCGACAGUGACAAGGAGACGGCUGAGAAGAAUCUGGACGGGAUGCUGUAGAGAUGAUCUGAUGCAUUAAAACACCAGGAUUUUCCCAGUGAGUCUGUGUCUGAGGUACGCAUUUGAGAAGAAACCAUGCAAAACACAAAAAAAGCCUUUAGGCCCCUUUACCUUGUUGUGGUGUUUAUGUGUAUGAUGUGUAAGUUCUGUUAACAUUGUAAUUUUGUUUAAACUUAUCGGUGGAAUGUAGCCUCAUAAAGGUCUUUAGCUGUAUUUAGCUGUAUCUUCACAUAAACAUACAGUAUGAAUAGAAUAUACUCAUUACUUCUAAAUGGUUCAUGUACAUUCAUGUAUGUUUGAGAACCUUCAUAGAUGCCUAAUAAUGUCAGAUAUUUAAGAAUAUCUAGGAAAAGGCAGCUUGACUGGAGAGGGUAGCAUUGGGAGGCAUGUGUCAUUCUGAUAUAUAUUUUUUACACUUUUUCUUUAUCCUCUACUUUAGUCUUAACAUGUAGAACAAUAGUUGUUAUUUAUGCCUUUUAAUUGUGGAUCUUGUGAAUAUGUUCCAAAUAUGACACUGUUCUUUGAUUGUCAAAAAAAAAGAAGCACUUUUUAAUUUUUUUGCACAAAUGUAAUUUUUUUUUCUUUCAUUUGUAUUAUUUAUUUGUUUUUUUUAAAUAUCUUUCUUAAUUAAUUUAAAGUAACACUUUACAUUAAGUUUUUAAAAAUAAGUUUUACAAUUACAGUUAACAUUAGUUAAUUUAGGUAUCAUGCUAAUAAUUAACAAAAUUUAUUAAUCUAGGCAAUUAAAAAAAUAUACUCUUGUUCAUUGUUAAUUCAUAUUGGUUUAAGGUAGUUUGUACUGUAGUAUCUUUAGAAAAUUAGUAUCUGUAGAAAUUAAAAAAAUAACCAAGAUUAAUAAAUGAUGUAAAAGUAUUAUUGUUUGUUAAUUCAUGAUUCACAUCUACCUGAUGUUAACUAACUGAAACUUAUUGUGAAGUGUUACUGAAAUUACUUUUAAGCACUAGAAGGACCCUUUUCGAUUUUCCCUGUAUUUGAUAUCUAUGUGCUUAAUGUCAACGAAUGAAACUUAUUGUAAAGUCUUACCAGAAUUACUUCAAAGCACUAGAAGGACUAUUUUCCACCUGCCCAUUCAUUAUACUACAAGAAGUUCCUGUAUUUGAUACCUUUAUACUUUACAAUACGCUUUGUUCAUGGUAACGAAUUGAAACUUAUUGUAAAGUGUGUCCAAAAUUACUUUAAAGCACUAGAAGGACAAUUUUUAUACCUGACUCUUCAAUGUACUACAGGAAUUUCCUGUAUUUGAUAGCCAUCUAACUAAUGUUAACAAAUUGAAACUUAUUGUAAAGUGUUACAUACUUUACAAUUACUUUAAAGCACCAAGAGCACCCAUUCAUUGUGCUACAGGAAUUUCCUGUAUUUGAUAGCCAUCUAAUGUUAACAAAUUGAAACUUACUGUAAAGUGUUAGCACCCAUUCACUGUACUACAGGAAUUCCUUGUAUUUGAUACCUUUAUGCUUACCUAAUGUUAACUGAAACUUAUUGUAUGCUGUCACCGUAAUUACUUUUAAGCACUAGAAGGACCAUUUUCCUACCUGCCGGUUCAUUGUACUACAGGAAUUCCCUGUAUGUUGGUACCUUUAUAAUUUACAGUUGUUAACAUUAGUGAAGUGUCACCAAAAUUACUUUAAGGCACUAGAAGGACCAUUUUUUUCUGGACUUUUAUUGUACUACAGGAAUUCCCUGUAUUUGAUACUUAUCUGCUUAAAGGGGUUAUAUGAUGCGAUUUCAAGUUUUCCUUUCUCUUUGGAGUGUUACAAGCUGUUCGUGAAUAGAUAAGAUCCCUAAAGUUGCAAAGACUAAAGUCUCAAAACGCCCCGUUUAAACAUG
Messenger RNA from Cyprinus carpio (common carp), 3790 nucleotides. RefSeq names its product glutaminase kidney isoform, mitochondrial (gene glsa). The transcript has 18 exons. Gene Ontology annotation, molecular function: glutaminase activity; protein binding. The record is from RefSeq and is a predicted model, not a curated record. Gene Ontology annotation, biological process: L-glutamine catabolic process. Bases 149 to 1942 code for a protein of 597 amino acids. Lineage: Eukaryota; Metazoa; Chordata; Actinopteri; Cypriniformes; Cyprinidae.